GUGGUCAGAAUAAAUUAAGCCACGCCUCUAAGAUGGCUGCUUUUUGCAAGAGGAUAAUGACCAGAGGAAUAUUCUCACUUGGAAAGUUGCAGCAAUGCAAGGCCCUGGCAUCAGAGUCCUCUCCAACAAUAUUUUCAAAAAUAAUUUCAAAAGAAAUUCCAGCAGAUAUUUUAUACGAGGAUGAUCAAUCUUUGGCAUUUAAAGACGUCAAUCCUGUUGCCCCGACUCAUUUCUUAGUCAUACCAAAAAGGCAAAUUCCUAUGCUCUCUCAAGCUAAGCAAUCUGAUAGUCAACUGUUGGGGCAUUUACUUAGCGUAGCACGAGAGGUAGCAGAUAAAGAAGGAUUGACUGAUGGUUAUCGUGUCGUUAUUAAUAAUGGAAAGCAAGGCUGUCAGUCAGUUUAUCAUCUUCACAUUCACGUUUUAGGAGGGAGACAGAUGACAUGGCCACCUGGCUAAAUAUGAACUAUAACAAUUACACAAAUAAUGAGACAUCCAUUGUAGAUCUGUAUAUAAUUAUGUUUGAUUUGUUGUGACUCAUUCAUUAUUGCGUUGAUAUCUGAACAGACCAAGACUCUUUAUCGAAA
This is a messenger RNA of Amphimedon queenslandica, 586 nucleotides long. Its product is annotated as histidine triad nucleotide-binding protein 2, mitochondrial-like. Lineage: Eukaryota; Metazoa; Porifera; Demospongiae; Haplosclerida; Niphatidae. Bases 33 to 458 code for a protein of 141 amino acids. Gene Ontology annotation, molecular function: catalytic activity. The transcript is spliced from 3 exons. The record is from RefSeq and is a predicted model, not a curated record.